Messenger RNA from Dioscorea cayenensis subsp. rotundata (Guinea yam), 935 nucleotides. RefSeq names its product proline-rich receptor-like protein kinase PERK2. The coding region runs from base 22 to 705 and encodes 227 amino acids. NCBI's taxonomy places the organism in Eukaryota, Viridiplantae, Streptophyta, Magnoliopsida, Dioscoreales, Dioscoreaceae. The transcript has a single exon. The record is from RefSeq and is a predicted model, not a curated record. Gene Ontology annotation, biological process: plant-type secondary cell wall biogenesis.
UAACUCUUAAACCCACAAACAAUGUCUUUCUUUCCUCCUCAAACAUUCCCUUAUCCUUACUUCUCACCACCUCCACCAAAACCAAAACCAUUUUUCUCACCACCACCUCCUCCUCCAUCGUUUCGUCCUCCUCCUCCUCCUCACCGGACUUCUCCACCACCACCUUUUCCUCCUCGACGACCUCCGCCACCUCCUCAUUCACCACCACCACCACCACCUCGACGACCUCCACCACCUCCCCAUUCACCACCACCUCCUCAUUCACCACCACACCAGCCACCACCACCACCUCAUAUCACACCGCCACUUCCACCGGUACCACCAUCACCGGCACCGCACCACCACACUGUUAUAAUCGUUGUCUUUGUCUCGCUUGGUGGACUUUUCCUACUUGCAUUCCUUGCAGCCUGUUGCUUCAUUAAAAAGAAGAAGAAGAAGAAGAAGGUUACUCAAGAGACUGUUGUUAGUAACGUUGAAGACCAUGUUCAUGUCCAUGAAACCAUUGUUCCUGGUCCUUGUGGCCAGCAAAUAGUUGUUCUUGACAUGGAUGAAGACAUUAAGGUGCAGGAACAGAUUAAGAAAAGCGAGGUCGUCGGAGAAGCUUCUCGCAUAGCUGCUGCCGGCCCGGUGGCCGGUGAUGGGCAACAGCCUCAUUCACAGAGUGAAUCAAAGAGUCAUCAUCACCUUCUUGAGCACAAAGGCUAGCUGGAAGUAUUAAUUCCUGCAUGCUUUAAUUAAUUCAGUUUGAAUAUAUAUGCAUGCAAUAUCAGCAUGUGUGCCUUCUAAAUAAUAUGUUAAAGAGUUCAUAACUUAUAUGUGUCUGUGUGAUUUAAGAGAAAAUGAGGACAUAUAAUUUAUUGUAUUCAUUCAGUCAGUCUUGUGUCAUAUAUGGCAAAGAUUUAAUGCAGAAUAAGCUCCAUUUGAUAAGUAAAAUA